CAACACACAAAUUUUCAAAAAUGGCAACUUGCUAUCUAAAAAGUCUUGAAAGGUGUUGACAUAUAUUUACACACACCACAAACACACACAUGCGUAUGUAGAUGUAGAAGAACUAGCAGCUAAUUAUACACGAUUAACUAUACCAUCUGAUGGGAAGCAAAGAAGUGAAGCUUUUGGGACUAUGGGUUAGCCCAUCUGUCCGGAGGGUUGAGUGGGCUCUGAAACUGAAGGGUGUUGAGUAUGAAUACAUUGAAGAAGAUAUCUACAACAAGAGUCCUCUGCUUCUUGAAUUGAACCCAGUCCAUAACAAAGUGCCUGUGCUCGUUCAUGACGGAAAGGUGAUCCUCGAUUCCCUUGUAAUUCUCGAGUACAUCGACGAGACAUGGAAAGACUAUCCAUUGUUGCCUCAAGAUCCGUUAGAAAAGGCCAUGGCACGUUUUUGGGCCAAGUUUGGUGAAGAGAAGCUUAUUGUCGCUGCAUGGAUUGCUCUGUGCUCCCAUGGAGAGGAGAAAGAAAAGUUUGUGAAAUUAUCCAUAGAGGCCUUAGAAAAGAUAGAAGGUGAGCUCAAACUCAAAGAGAACAAGUUCUUUGGAGGAGAAAACAUUGGGUAUUUGGACCUUGCAAUGGGAAGGAUCCCUCACUGGUUGCCUGUCUGGGAGGAAGUUGGGGCCAUGAAGAUUGUGGACCCACUCAAAUUCCCAGCCACCAUUUCAUGGAUUAACAAUUUUCUCAAUCACCCAGUAAUCAAAGACUGCUUACCACCUAGAGAUAAAAUGGUUGUUUAUUUUCAAAAGCGUAGCAAGGAAAGUGAAAUUAUGGCUCGCGUCGCCGCUCAUAUCACGGCUUUUAGGAAAGGUUGAUUCUAAAGAACUUAACAAGUCUGUACAUGAAAUUCACUGAUUGCAUGUAUAUAUUUCCCUACUGAUUAAAUAAAUCAAUCUUAUGUGGCGUUGAUAUGUACUAAAAUUUGUGUAAUUUUCCCUAUGAUGUAUAUAUGUAUAUCAAUGGUAAGCAUAUGAUCUAUAAUUACCAGAUGGCUCACAUACAUUUU
Cornus florida is the source of this 1051-nucleotide messenger RNA. Its product is annotated as glutathione S-transferase U7-like. Bases 150 to 860 code for a protein of 236 amino acids. Gene Ontology annotation, cellular component: cytoplasm. Gene Ontology annotation, biological process: glutathione metabolic process. Lineage: Eukaryota; Viridiplantae; Streptophyta; Magnoliopsida; Cornales; Cornaceae. The record is from RefSeq and is a predicted model, not a curated record. The transcript is spliced from 2 exons. Gene Ontology annotation, molecular function: glutathione transferase activity.